GGACCGUUGGCUGUGCGCCUCUGGUGGUACGCAUUUAGCUGUGGGAUGUCCGCCAAGUGUCGGUCGUAAGAAGGGACGGACCGACCGAGUGAGUUGAUGAUUCGUUAGUACGAGCAAGGCACGCCGGUUACUGCCUCUCUUCCUCUUUGUUCUCGCCCAACAAAACAGUGCGCGCAAACACGUGAUAAGAUCGAUAUAGUGAAAACACCGCGUGUCAACGAGAAACAUGUCGACGAAGUCGAGCAAGAAGACCGCGGCCGCCACCGCCGCUGCCGCCGCUGCCGCCGCCGCCGCCGCCGCGGCGGCCGCUUCCUCGUCGUCCACCAGCAGCAUGCAAUCGCCGCCAGCGAGCACGUCGACGCCGAUCGGCGGCCGGCGACCAGGCAGCCCGCUCAGUCCUACUCGCUAUUCUCGGCUACAGGAGAAGCAGGAUCUGCAGAAUCUCAACGAUCGUCUGGCGUGUUACAUCGAGAAGGUGCGUCACUUGGAGACGGAGAAUUCCCGACUCACGCGGGAGGUGCAGACCACCCAGGAGACGGUCACUCGGGAGGUGUCCAACAUCAAGUCGAUGUACGAGCACGAGCUCUCCGACGCGAGAAAGCUGCUCGACGAAACGGCUAGGGAACGCGCCAAACUCGAGAUCGAUACCAAACGCCUGUGGGACGAUAACGAGGAUCUCAAGAGCAAAUUGGAGAAGAAGACGAAAGAGUUGCUGAUUGCAGAGCGAAAUGCAAUGAUAUACGAAACCCGCUGUAACGAUUUGCAAUCGCAGUUCAACCAGUCGCAGGCGGAACGCAAGAAGCUCAUUGAAAAAGAUCGAGAAUCGGAAAAGGAAAUAGAUCGACUGAAGGGAUUAUUGGACGACGCUCGCAAGCACCUCGAGGAGGAAACGCUGCAACGAAUUGAUCUCGAAAAUAAUAUUCAGAGCCUCAAGGAGGACAUCAGUUUCAAAGAUCAAGUUUAUCAGCAAGAGCUUUCGGAGACUCGUACGAGACGACAAGUCGAAAUAUCCGAGAUCGAUGGUCGUCUUGCUGAACAGUAUGAAGCUAAGCUGCAGCAGUCUCUGCAAGAACUGCGCGAUCAGUACGAGGGGCAGAUGCGCGCUAAUCGGGACGAGAUCGAGCUCCUGUACGAAAACAAGAUCAAAAACUUGGCGUCUCAGGCGCAACGUAACAGCGGAGCCGCCACUAUGGCGGUCGAAGAAUUGAGGCAGACUCGCAGCAAGAUUGAAAGUCUCAAUACAAAGAUCAAUGAGCUUGAAGCCACCAUCAACGCCCUCAAUGCGCGCAACAGGGAUCUGGAGAAUUUGCGAGAAAACGAACGCGCUCGUUACACGGAGCAGAUGGCCAUGUUGGAGUCAGAGGUGGCACGUAUGCGAGAGGAAAUGGCUCAGCAGUUGCAAGAAUAUCAGGAUCUCAUGGACAUUAAAGUGGCGCUCGACUUGGAAAUUGCUGCGUACCGCAAGUUGCUCGAGUCUGAAGAGGCGAGAUUAAACAUCACGCCUAUACAGUCGACCAACACAUCCAUGUCCACUGGUAGAACGACUCCGUCCCGACACACUCCUCUCAGAGGUGGUAAGCGAAAACGCACUUUGUUGGAAGAAAGCGAGGAGCGCAGCAGCAGCGAUUACAGCGUUACCGGCACCGCUAGAGGUGAUGUAGAGAUCGCAGAAACUGAUCCCCAAGGACGAUUCGUGAAACUCACCAACAAAGGAAGCAAGGAAAUAGGCUUGAGCGGAUGGCAAAUUAUUCGUAAGGCUGGUGCUCUGGAGACAGUUUUCAAGUUUCAUCGUACUGCGAAGCUCGACGCAAAUGCCACUGUGACGGUAUGGUCGGCCGACAUUGGUGCGUCACACGAGCCACCGUCGAACGUUGUCAUGAAGGGACAGAAGUGGUUUGUAGCGGACAAUAUGACUACAAUUCUGCUGAAUAACGAAGGAGAGGAAAUGGCAACUUCUGAACGCAAGAGACAGCAAUUAUCCACAAGUUUGUCUCGGUACAAGGAAAGCCUGGGAUUCCGACCAACGGAGGAACUUCAUCACCAGCAGAGAAGAUAUCUCUACCCGUAUUAAGGGUGAGGGCACACGACUCUGAUGGGCACUUUAUGGCGACCCUCAAAGUGAAGAACGUUGCCGCCUUAUGUAAACACAAAUUUAUCGUAAGCUUAAGUGUAAUAUCAAAGAAAAGGAAAAAAAAGAAUUCUAAAAGUUAUCUAUACAAUAAUGGAGCUUCAUUCCGCGUCAGCGCCAUUUUAAAAUAACUGAUGAAACGAAAAGAGAUUACGCCAUUAACACACAGAGAAAUUAAUUUAGAGUAUAACAUCAGAGACACAUAAGAGAUAUGAAAAUCGGAUAUCUCAGUUUGCGAGUUGAGAACGAAGAGAAGCGAUGAAAAAAAGAUAUGAAAUGAAGUUGAGACAUUGUACGGCUUCCUCUCUUACAUUUAUUACAAUGGAGUAUAUAGAUAUAUAUAAGUAUGUACAACGUAUGAGAAGAUAUUGUAUAAUAUAUUUGAGCUGACGAGAGUUCAAAUCAAACUUAACAAAUGGGGUUCCGUGAAUAAAUACGUUGCAUUUACGAAAUUAUUUCUUACGCAAAAACUGUACUAUUGUAUUCCGUUAAACCCACAGGCGUACAACGAUCACCGGCUACGGACGAAUGCGCUCUGUGAGCAUUGUGUCCCCUUUUUUUCCGAAAUGCAUCGCGCUGCGUGCCGAGUCCAUGCGAGACAUUUCGCGCAUCCGUCUCCUGCCCCCCUCCAAAUUGUAAUACUGGACUAGUAACGUGUUUAACGUGCGUUGUAAUAAUUUACGAUUUCUUAAUUUAUGAUAACUAGUUACGUUUAUUAUAUUCGUUUAUUUUGUCCAACAGGAAACAGUCAAAUGUGAUUAAGUUAUCAGUAUUUAUCUUCUGCUCUUUUUCCUUUCUUUUUUUUUUCUUUCCUUCCCUCUCUCCCUCCUCUUUUUAUCUUUUUCUUUUUUUCCUUUUUUAAGUACAACGGUGUGAGACUGUGGGAGAACUAAAUACGAUAGACGCGUGGGUCAUCAACAACAACAACGUCAGUCGAAUGGGCAGUUUCGCGAUACGGUCCAGAGAAAAUGCUCGAUUGGCUA
Harpegnathos saltator (Jerdon's jumping ant) is the source of this 3111-nucleotide messenger RNA. RefSeq names its product lamin Dm0. The record is from RefSeq and is a predicted model, not a curated record. Gene Ontology annotation, cellular component: nuclear envelope; nuclear lamina. The transcript has 9 exons. Gene Ontology annotation, biological process: protein localization to nuclear envelope; nuclear pore localization; nuclear envelope organization. Gene Ontology annotation, molecular function: structural constituent of cytoskeleton. Bases 227 to 2071 code for a protein of 614 amino acids. NCBI's taxonomy places the organism in Eukaryota, Metazoa, Arthropoda, Insecta, Hymenoptera, Formicidae.